Messenger RNA from Spodoptera litura, 563 nucleotides. NCBI's taxonomy places the organism in Eukaryota, Metazoa, Arthropoda, Insecta, Lepidoptera, Noctuidae. The record is from RefSeq and is a predicted model, not a curated record.
ACUACAGUGAAACAAUGUUCAAAGUUGUGUUGUUUGUAACAUUUUCUGUGUUAUGUGUUGUUCAUUCUCAAAGUGAUGAUGGAUGCAGACAUUCGAGAUCGUACACUAGAGUUAAACGAGGGAAAUACUUCCCCGGACCUCCGCUAAGGUUCUACAAUCGUCCCCCCAUGACAUUCCCCAUAAAAGGACCGUUCUCCUACACGCCACCACCGUUCAUGCAAGACGAUGAACCCCCAUACCCCGGCAGCCGACCCUACAAGGUAACACAAUCAAAAUCGCAAUCUCUCCCAUCGCCCCCUUCGUCGUCCUACUCAUCAUCGCAGUCAUACUCUUCAUCAUCUACUGGCUUAAAGCCAUCUCCUGCAGCAGCAUCCAUCAAGGCUCCUCCCGUAGAACCUGCUCCUCCACCAUCAGUAGCCAAGGAGCAAAGUGAUGCACAUUUGAAGGCCAUCAAGAUAUGGUCCCACAAGUCAAAAGGCGCUGCUUACACGCUUCACGAUGAUGGUACUUUGUCGCCAGAAUGGCCCCGACCGAAAUACGGUAAAUAAUUUAGAUAUGUAAAC